UUUGUGGGGUCAGAGAUGACCAUCCGCGGUACUUCCCCAUACUGCCGCACGCUGGGAACGUCGUACACGCUCCCUUGAAGGUUUCGUUCCGCGGGAUCUGCCCGCCAGUUUGAGCACGUGUGAAAAAAGCCCCAUUUUUUUAUCACCAUGUCUCAUGUUCAUGCCGACUCGUCGACCUCCUCUGUGUAUUCCGAAUAUGAGUGUGAACCACCCCCCUCCGAGGCAUGGAUGCAUCUACCGCUCGAGUCGCGAAGGUCCUUUUCUAAGAGAGUCCGAUGGGAGAGUCUUCAAUGCUCAGAAUGAUGUAUACUAUCUGCCUGCAGAUGAUGUGGAAUUCGAUCGCCUUGCUCUGCAGCACAGGAUACACUAUCACAUUCUCGGUUCGCUCUAUCCUGGAGGAGAUCUAGUUGACAGAAUAUUAGCUCCCGAAUGGGGUGUUGAGAAGGCUGUACUUGAUGUGGGGUGCGGCGCUUGUCAUUGGGCUGUUGAGAUGGCUUUGAAGUUCCCCCAUGUUCAUGUGAUUGGUGUAGAUCUUGCACCAAGAACAAAUAUUCCGGAACAGCCACCUAAUCUUCGUUUGGAGUUUGAUGAUGCAAAUCUUGGCUUCCCACAUUACCAUGGAUGUUUUGAUGUUAUCCAUUGUCGCUCAAUUGUGACUGUGGGAAUCCAUGAUCGAGAUCAGUUUUUCCAAGAAAUGGAACGUUGUCUACGCCCUGGAGGCAUCAUCAUAGUAAUUGAUGGUGAAAUGCCAACCUUGAAUCACAACAGGCAGCGGAUACCACCUGCUCCAAUGGAUGGAAACUAUCCACAGACUCGUGGCUGGAUGGCACGUAUUAUGUUUGAGGCAUCACAAGAUUUUGCUGCACGUGGUGCUUCUCCUAUUUUUUAUGACAUAGCUGGCGUGCUCUUCCAAUCAUUGGUGGCCACAGGGGCUUUUUUUAAUCCAGUGAUACAGCUGAUGUAUCUUCCUCUUGGACCAUGGCCAGUUGGUAACACUGAGGCUGAGACACGCUGGAUACAGCAGCUGGGAGAGAUGAUGAGACAAAAUGGACUUGAGUUCACAAGAUCUCUGCGUCCCACACUUAAACACCGAGGUUUCAGUGAUGAGGAUGUUGACAAGAUGCUAUUUGGGGCUGAACGAGAAAUGCUUGACUUGUCAGUGUGGAUGUAUACACGAUGGGUGUACAUAUAUGCAGUAAAACCUAGGUAAUUCAGAUGUGGCUUAUCUCCAGGGUAAUUGUCUGCUCCCUUUAAAAUGUUUGCAUGUGUCAGUUUUUACCAACACAGUAGUUGAUUGAUGUUGCUCAAGCCCAUAUAG
Messenger RNA from Cantharellus anzutake, 1318 nucleotides. Its product is annotated as S-adenosyl-L-methionine-dependent methyltransferase. The transcript has 12 exons. Gene Ontology annotation, molecular function: methyltransferase activity. The record is from RefSeq and is a predicted model, not a curated record. NCBI's taxonomy places the organism in Eukaryota, Fungi, Basidiomycota, Agaricomycetes, Cantharellales, Hydnaceae. Bases 155 to 1210 code for a protein of 351 amino acids.